Moesziomyces antarcticus is the source of this 1935-nucleotide messenger RNA. RefSeq lists its product as uncharacterized. The coding region runs from base 1 to 1935 and encodes 644 amino acids. NCBI's taxonomy places the organism in Eukaryota, Fungi, Basidiomycota, Ustilaginomycetes, Ustilaginales, Ustilaginaceae. The transcript has a single exon. The record is from RefSeq and is a predicted model, not a curated record.
AUGCCGGUACCGGACAUUGCCGCGGCGGCUGCGCCAGCUGAUCUGUCGCUGUCGCAGUCCAUGUCUGCGUCUGCUUCAGAGCUCAAACGGCCGGCUUCGGCCGCAUCGUCGCUCGACGACAGCCAGACGCUCUCGCGCACCAAGGCUGCCAAGUCGCACUAUGCCAGAGCCGCACGCGCCUUUCUCGCCAAGGACCUGCCCACCGCGCUGGUGCAGAGCCAGCUGGCGGCCGACCUGAUCUCGGCGUCGAAUCAGCUGGGCAGUAGCCUGACCGCCUCGUCGUUCCUCAACGAUGCCGACCUGGACGUCCAGAAGCUCGUGGAAAAGAUCGCCGUGCUUCGACUCACGGUGUUCACGCAGGUGUAUACCGAUCAACGCACCUUGGCUAGCGUCACCGACGCCCUCACGCAGGCCAAGCAGAAAGCCGGCUCGGACGGUGCAGCGAUGGAUCGGGUGGCGUUGCUGCUUUCCAAGCAGCCGCUGAGCCUGAUCAGCCACCUGUGGUUCGAGGCACUCCGACUGUGCUCGCACACAUCCAGCGACGCGGAUGCGCCUUCGCUCGACCCGACGCCCGAGACGAUCCACCUGGCGAUUGAACUGCCGGCGUCGGUAGUGUCGUCUGCGGUGCUGGCAGCGCUGAGGCUGGACGCUCUCGAGCCCGCCACGCGCACCGGCACCAAUGCGGCACGCCUGAUCGCCGAGUGGUAUCUAGCGUCGUUUUCGUCGGCGUUCGGCGCCGCGCCGCCCACGCCCAGGGCAGCGGCUGCGUACGAGAACAUCGUGGGGCUCUACUCGCUGCACGUGCUCGCUUCGCGGCUGGGCGAGUGGGAGUAUGCGCGCGAGUUUGUGGGCUACUCGAGUCUGGCCGAAUCGGUCAAGUUUGGGCUGCUGGAGCAGAUCGGCGAAGCGCAGGCGCAUCUCACGGCGCAGACGCAGCGCGAGCAGGACGCCAUCGCCAGCGCCCAGAAGGCCUACACCGAAGAAAAGCACAAGCGUGCCGAGGAAGACAAGCAGGCAAAGCAGGCGGCGGCGGCGGCGGCUGCCGCCAACACGACCAGCAAAGGCGCGAGCAAGGCCGCCAGCAAGGCACGCGAUAUCGCAUCGGGCAUCGGCAACUUCCUGUCCAGCAAGACGGACUCGGGCGCUCAGGAUUCGGCUCAGUCGUCGCCGCUGGCGUCGGGCACGGUGGCGGAGACAGGCGGAUCGUCGCAUCGAAAGCGAAGCCAGUCGCCCACGUACUUUUCGCCGCGCAACGGUGCGGGCGAGUCGAGCUCUUCGUCGUCGACGAGCCCCGCCAUUUCGCCUGGUUCGACUCGCAGCGCCGAGGGCUCGAGCAAGGCGACGUCGACUGCCUCGGGUAUGGAGGAAGAGGCCAAGUCGGCACGUCGGUCGAUGCGUCGAUCGAGCUCGUCGCGCUCGUCGGACGCGGGCAACGAGAGCAGCACGUCGGCGGCAUCGAACCACUCGCGCCGGUCGGUGCGCAAAGAGGCGCGCGAGGCACGCGAGACCAAGGAGACGCGCUUCAAGGACGACGCCGGCUACGCUUCGACGCGCGCGCACCUGUCUCGCUACAUCGAGGGCGACCAUCGCCAGGCGGGCUCGUCAUCGUCUCGGCGCGACCCCGUGCGUGGUGGGGCGUCGAGCUCGUCGUCGCUGCUCUCGACGCUCACGGCCAUGUUUGACUGGCGCAAGUCGAGUCAGCCGCGCACGUGGCUCAUGUCGGCGAUCGUCAUGAUGCUGGUGUUCUACCGCGUGGUGCGCAGGACGCCUGCAUCGGUCAGUGCUACGACGACACGACGAAACGCAGCGGUGCGCGAGACGCGCAACAAGCUCGUCGGGCGCACUUCGGGCGGUGCAUCGGCAGGCAGCGGCGUGCUGGGCUUCAACUGGAUCCUGCUCGUGUGGAACAAGGUGCUCGCCACCAUCAAGAUGUAA